AUGCGGCAAUUCCCUGAAGUCCUGCCAAAUUAUCGCUGUUGGUGUGGAGUUGUGAACGGCAUUUUAGUCAUCCUCACCUGCGGCCGAUAUAGACCAGGGCGUGGUUUCCGGAAUAGUAGUAAUGGUCUCUAUUAUCAUAAUAACCAUUAUAAUCCCAACAAUAAUAAUAAUGGAAUAAUGAGUGGAGGAAUGUUUCCUUCAGGGCUGCAUGGGAGAGGCAGACAUGCACGUGAUUUGGCGUUUGAGGCGCUGCAGAGUGAUUUGGAUGAAGAGUUCAGUGAUGAGGUGGAGACGGCCAUGCAGCCAGCGGCCGUUGUGAAGAUGCGGGCAGUGACAUAG
This is a messenger RNA of Trypanosoma theileri, 339 nucleotides long. RefSeq lists its product as uncharacterized. The transcript has a single exon. Lineage: Eukaryota; Euglenozoa; Kinetoplastea; Trypanosomatida; Trypanosomatidae. The record is from RefSeq and is a predicted model, not a curated record. The coding region runs from base 1 to 339 and encodes 112 amino acids.